Molecule: messenger RNA, 1062 nt
Organism: Bombina bombina (fire-bellied toad)
Lineage: Eukaryota; Metazoa; Chordata; Amphibia; Anura; Bombinatoridae
Gene: HACD1
Product: 3-hydroxyacyl-CoA dehydratase 1
Exons: 7
Coding region: 60-785 (241 amino acids)
Biological process (GO): dephosphorylation; very long-chain fatty acid biosynthetic process; fatty acid elongation
Cellular component (GO): endoplasmic reticulum membrane
Molecular function (GO): 3-hydroxyacyl-CoA dehydratase activity; phosphatase activity
Source: RefSeq, a predicted model, not a curated record
CCUCAGCUGUCAGCUUUGCUUCAAGCUACAGCCUGACCUGCAGCCUGUCCUGUGAAGCUAUGGCAUCCAGUGAAGACGAAGGGUCUGUGGAAGAGAAGGAAAAUACCAAGAAAAGGACAAUCGGCCCUGUGGCUACAGCAUGGCUCACCUUUUACAACAUUGCAAUGACUGCUGGGUGGCUUGUUCUUGCAAUUUCUAUGAUCCGGUUUUACAUGGAAAAAGGAACACACAAAGGGUUGUACAAAAGUAUUCAGAAGACACUUAAAUUUUUCCAAACAUUUGCUUUACUUGAGAUGAUCCAUUGUGCACUUGGAAUAGUGCGCACAUCGGUGCUUGUAACUGGGGUCCAAGUCAGUUCUAGAAUCUUCAUGGUUUGGUUAAUCACAAACAGUAUAAGACCGAUCCAAAAUGAAGAAAGUGUUAUUGUUUUUCUGGUUGUGUGGACUGUGACAGAAAUCACUCGAUAUUCCUUCUACACAUUCAAUCUUCUCAACCUCUUACCAUACUUCAUUAAAUGGGCCAGGUAUAAUUUAUUUAUUGUCUUGUAUCCUGUCGGCGUUGCGGGUGAACUCUUCACUAUUUAUGCUGCAUUACCAUAUGUGCGGAGGACUGGGAUGUAUUCUCUGCGGCUUCCAAACAAAUAUAAUGUUUCUUUCGACUACUACUACUUCCUAAUAAUCGUAAUGUUGUUUUAUAUACCAUUGUUUCCUCAACUGUACUUUCACAUGCUACGACAAAGAAGAAAAGUUCUGCACGGAGAAGUAUUUGUGGAAAAGGAUGAUUAACACAAAACAUAAUUUUUCCUGGUGCAGGAAUUUACUGACUUCAAAUCCUGGAUAACCUGAUAUAAUAUGCAAUGGACUCUUCUUUUUUAAACCAGAGCUAUUAAUGCCAUCUUUGUAUGUCCCAAAUAUUUUGCUCUGUCCCAUUCCCCCUUUUUUAAGGUUGAUCAGCACCUACAUUGGGUUCCUAGGUGCAUUUAUAUUGCUGAUGAUCUUUUAUAGGGGAAACAAAUACAAAAUAUUUCAAAUGAAGAAUAAAUAAAGAGAAAUUUGUCUAGUU